Messenger RNA from Frankliniella occidentalis (western flower thrips), 2110 nucleotides. RefSeq names its product facilitated trehalose transporter Tret1-like. The transcript has a single exon. Lineage: Eukaryota; Metazoa; Arthropoda; Insecta; Thysanoptera; Thripidae. The record is from RefSeq and is a predicted model, not a curated record. Gene Ontology annotation, molecular function: transmembrane transporter activity. Gene Ontology annotation, cellular component: membrane. The coding region runs from base 141 to 1547 and encodes 468 amino acids. Gene Ontology annotation, biological process: transmembrane transport.
AGACGUCGCGAGCGAGACGCGAGUCUAUAUCACCGGCUCUAGCGUCCGUGUGCUAUCAGUCCGGGCCGAGAAGUCGGCGACGCCAGGCAGCAGUCCGCUCCACCCCGCCCGCUCAGUCGCGCCGCGCCCCAUCCGCCACCAUGUCCUCCCUCGUCGCGUGCCAGGUCAAGUCCGUCCUCGGGGUCAUGCUGCUGUCCCUGCUGGAGGGCAUGGCCAUCGGGUGGGCGUCGCCCGGCAUCGAGAAGAUGACGGUGGUAGACGGCGAGAACGAGGCGCCCUUCCUGCCCGAGGGCGAGGACAUCUCGUGGAUCAUCUCGCUGUUCGAUAUCGGCGUGAUGCUGGGCUCGUGGUCCAGCACGGUCGUGUUCACGCUCGCCGGCCGGCGGCAGACCGUGCUCGUGGGCCCCGUCACGCUCACGCUCUGGGUCAUCCUCACGUCCAUCGGCUCCUCCUCGACCAUGCUCAUCGUGGCGCGCAUGCUCGCCGGCAUGGGCAUGGGCAUCGCGCUCUCCUUCUCUUACAUCUACGUCGGCGAGGUGACGACGCGCCAGCACCGCGGGCCCCUCAUCCUGGCCGUGACGCUGCUCAUGCCCACCGGCCAGCUCAUCGCCUACCUGCUGGGCUCCAACGUGCCCUGGAUCUGGCAGAGCGUCUACCCGGUGCCCUUCAUCGUGGCCAUGCUCGCGUGCGUCAUGUUCUUCAUGCAGGAGACGCCCUACUACCUGGCCGGCAAGAACCGCGUCGAAGAGCUGGAGAAGUCGCUGCGCGCGCUGCGCGUCGGCCUGUCCGACCAGGAGAUCCGCGACGAGAUGGAGGCCAUCCAGCGCUCCGUCAAGCAGCAGCAAGAGGACGCCACCACCUGGUCCGAGAUGUUCUCACCGCCCGGCGCCAAGAAGGCCGCCUUCAUCGUGGUGGUCGAGUCGAGCGCGCUCGCCCUGCUCGGCGUGACCAACGUGCUCGCCUACACGCAGCAGAUCUUCGGCUUCGCCAAGGCCGAGAUCCUGUCCGCCGUCCUGUCCAGCGUCCUGGUCAUCCUGGUGGAGAUCGGCGCCAUCGUGUUCGCCAUGUACAUGGUGGAGCGCGUGGGCCGGCGCGUGCAGCUGACGCUCGCCGCCUGCGCGACCUGCGCCUCCUCGCUCGGCCUGUCCGCCUACUUCUACGCGCUCUUCCAGGGCACCGACAUGACCGCCUGGAACUGGGUGCCGCUGCUCACCCUGCUCGUGUACAUCUUCGGCGUGGGCGGCGGCAUCAACACCAUCCCGCAGGUGCUCAUGAGCGAGCUGCUGGACCAGCGCGCCAAGGCCGUCAUCGCGCCCGUCUGCAUGACCAUCAUGGCGCUCACCUCCUUCGGCAUCAACAAGGCCUUCAUGACGGUCGGCAACCAGUCGGGCUUCUGGGUGCCCUUCCUCUUCUUCGCGUGCACCAACGCGUGCAUCGCCCUCUUCACGCUGUUCGUCGUGCCCGAGACCAAAGGAAAGACCCUCGUCGAGGUGCAGGAGAUGCUGCGGGGGAAGAGGUCGCCCAGCAAAGAGGUCCUGGCGGCGUAAGAUCGCCCCGCACGCCAUAUAGGGCUGGGCUCAGAUCUCAGAUGGGAACCUUCCUUGCUCACCGAUAUUCUCGAACUAUAGUGAGGCAGGUGCGCUGCAACGGGUAGAUAUUUAUUAUUGUUUACCACAACCCGGUCAGUAGAGCGCCGAUAAAAGUUUCACGAUAACGGUCGACACGCUGUCGACCUUUAUCGUUAAGCUUCACAAUAAUUACUGGCCUAACUGAACUGACCCCGGUCGCGCCUUUCUCCGCGGCGGCACGUGUGAUUAUCGAGAUAUCGACACGAACAGUGGUAAAUCGCGCUCGACCGAUUAUCGCGUUUGUGAACGCGCCGCUCCAGUCCCAACGCGCGCCCACACGCGCUGUUUACCGAGGCGAUCACCGACCCCCCGAGUCUUGUUGACAUCUCUCGGCUCACGUUGCGGUGCGAAACUAAAAGUUCCUAAAGUCAUAAGCCGCCACCGCUGUCUAUUCUCUAUGAGCCUGUACAGUUUAAUUCGACUGGCAUUCCGCGGCAAAACAAAGAAUUAAGAGUCAAAAUUGUAUGUUUUAAAUAUUUAUU